AUGAAUGUCAGAAGGCAAAUCAAGCUAUCGUCUAUAAUACACAAAACUUCCAUCUACCGUGGGUCAAGGACUAUUUUUAACGAUCGAACAACACUAGAUCCAUACAAAGUUACGGUACCAGCCACAAGAUCAGAAGUACAAGCUCCUAGUAUCGUAAAAAUACAAAAACAACUACCCAGUUGGCUGGAGUACGAAAAAGAUACUGGUUAUAGUCAUAGUAAGGAAGUUAUCCAGCACGCUAGAGCACAACGGCUACGUAACAUUAGACCGUUCAGCGCUACACAGCUUUCGCUUUUCAACGCAAAUCCAAGGAAAAUCGCCACACCAUCACGUAAAAAUGAUAUCGUUAGGCAUUUGUGGAAACUAAGAGUUAAUGCGACAUAUCGGAAAACACAAGAUAAGAGGAUUGUAACAUCAUCAAACAUAGUAAAGCAUAUGCUCAAACAUACAAACUGCGCAUUCAACAAUAUAUUCACAACACAAAGGGAACUUGUUGAUACGCUAGUUGCGGAAGAUACAUCCAGAGAGAGAUAUAAUCGAGUACAACUUGUAGAUAAAGAUAUCUUGCAGUACUGCCUAAGAGGAACCACUGCAGCUUUCAAACUCUCGGAUACUAUCGCGGAAGUAAUUCUACCCAAGCCUGCAAUCAUUAAGCAACCAAAGCUAGUAAUUGCACUAGACAACGUCAGAUACCCAGAGAAUAUAGGCAAUAUAAUACGUACGGCAGUGGCCCUAAACGUAGACGCCAUAUUCUACCUCAAGGGAACUGCUGAUCCAUUCGACUGGAAGGUAUCAUAUAUCACGGGAGGACUGCAGUUCAUGCUACCGUAUCAAAAAGGUGACAUUAGGGCACUUAAGAAAUUCUGCAAAAAUCAUAAAUUGACACCAAUUGUGGCACAUUUGGAAGGAAAAGAGGUAGACCAAUUGAAAAUAACACAGGGUAUCUGUUUAAUACUCUCAAACGAGUCACAUGGACCAGACGCAGAUAUACUCAAAUUUGCCAAAAGCAAUUGCUGGUGCCAUUCUAGUACACCAACUGCAAACGAGACUUUGCAAUAUCACAACAACGGGAAACUUUUAAAAACAAAGAUGGCAUAUAAUCGAACGAAUAACGAUGAUCCCAAGACGCACUUGCUAUCGGGAAUGCCAGAUGACUCUAUAUCGCACAUAUCAUGGAGCCAUACACCGAACCCAUUGCUGCUUGCUGCAAGUAGCUGGGAUAAAACCGUACGUAUCUGGCGAAUAUCUCCAAUUAUGGGGAAUACAGUUACUUCAGAAUCAGUUAUACUCUACAGACAAGAGGCGCCAGUGUUGACGAGCUGCUUCUCCACAGAUACCUCCAAGUUCUUUGCAGGAGGAUGUACAAAUACCGUAAUGGCAUAUGACCUCGCAAGUAGGAACCCUACGGGGAUACUUGUGGCUAAACAUGAUAAGCCUGUAACAGGGGUAUACUGGAUACAGAAGUUCAAUGCUAUCAUGACCACUAGCUGGGACGGCAAGGUAUGCAUGUGGGAUGGAAGACAAUCUCAACCGGUAUGGUGUGAGAAUUUGGGAACGAAAAUAUUCGCAUCACAUUUUAGACCGAAUAUCGCUUGUGUAGCAGGAAGUAAUGGCAAAAUCCAUGCAUGGAAUCUAGAUAACAUACAACACCCCAAGAGUAGGGUAACACUGGAUUCCACACUCAAGUGUCAAGUACGCGCAAUGUGCCUAUUCCCAAACGUAACUGAUAAAUCGGGGCUUGUAUACACCUCCAUAGGAGGCAGAGCAGUUGUGAGCUACUUUAUGGAGGAGAACAAGUCACAGAACUUCUCAUUUAAGUGCCAUCGUCAGGAUUCCCCUGGGAAAAGCACACAAAUCUACGCGGUUAAUGCCGUGGACUUCCACAAUGUGCACGGUACAUUCGUCACAGGUGGAGGUGAUGGUAAUUUUACCAUAUGGGACAAAGAACAUCGAUCUCGUGUGAAGACUUUUAACAACGUGGACUCGCCCAUAGUUGAUGUUAAGAUACAGUCAGAUACCAACCUGCUGGCGUAUGCCACGAGUUACGACUGGUACAAAGGUUUCGAUAGGGAGAUGAUAAUGAAGAGCAGACGUCAAAUAGGGGUAAUGCAGCUAAGAGAGGAAGAUGUUAAGGGGCGACCUAAGACCGUUGGAGCAAUGGAGGACGCACGCCGUAACUGGAUUGUUAAUACUCAGGUACUAUAUAACUUUAUCAGUUGCAUUCGCCUGCCUCACCAGCCGCUAUCCGUAGAGUUCUUACCGGAGCUAUCCUGGCGACGUGAACGUAUUGGAGAUGUAGCAUUUCAACAUGUAGCUUGCGGUCUUCAGGCAGAGCCCGGUGAGAAGGUGGCGCUAUAUGUUAUCGAGGUGGCGUUGCCAGCGGAACCACUAAAGGAAGGAAUACGUAGAUAUAGCCAAUGUAUCGAUUAUGAAGGGUUCCCUUUGCCGGGAUACGGGGAACCGAUGUACCAGUGUGUAUCGAAGGCUUCGUUGGAAGGUGAUGUUUCUAGCCUGAGAUCGCACUCAUAUGGAGAAAAGAGUUUCCUUGCGGCAAAAGCUAAGGAUGUCUAUGUAUACGACAUCGGCAGCGGGAUCAAAGAAGAUGAAGAUAUGAAACCAAUCCUUACAUUCAAUGAUCACGAGAAGGAAGGAUACGGGCUCACGUUCCACAAGACUAAUCCGAUACUCGGAUCGUGCUCAGAAGACGGUAUAGUCAAUAUCUGGAACGUAGAAGCCGGGGCGCUUACAUACAACUUCCAACACCAGGAUGUCCUUAAUGCUAUCGAGUUCCUUGAUCACGAAAACAGAGUAUUAGUGGCGGCAGAAGACGGACAUGUGCUAGUGCUAGACUUUGACCAACCCGAACCAGUUGCGAAAACCGCACAGGUUACAGGAGCCAUAAACGCCAUAACAAAUCAUGCCCUAAAUCCAGAUGUGUUUGUUACCGGCUCCACUACCGGGGUGGUACAUGUGUGGGAUUACCGGAAACUCGAUAAACCUUUGCAUGAAUUCAAAGCUCACGACGCACCUAUAGUCAGAUUACAACUCAACAACAGCUGUCCAACACUUCUAGCAAGUGCUGCGGAAGAUAAUACUGUGCGUAUAUUCGAUCUGGAAGCAGGUUGCAGUGACGAAGAAGAAGAUGAAUACAUGGGAGACGAGGACCAGGACGAGGAAGAGGACGACCCCAAAGAACUUAUAUUCACACACACAGGACAUGUAGAACAAGUAUACGACUUCUGCUGGAGUACGUGCGAGGCUACAGAUACUUUCGUUGCAUCAGUAGGCGAAGACUUCUGCCUGCAGAUAUGGCAAAUGUCAGACGAUAUCAUGAACUAUUCCGAUGAGGAAGAUGAAGGAGAUGAACAGUAG
Molecule: messenger RNA, 3372 nt
Organism: Babesia sp. Xinjiang
Lineage: Eukaryota; Apicomplexa; Aconoidasida; Piroplasmida; Babesiidae
Product: Protein RAE1
Exons: 17
Coding region: 1-3372 (1123 amino acids)
Biological process (GO): transcription-dependent tethering of RNA polymerase II gene DNA at nuclear periphery; RNA export from nucleus; RNA processing
Cellular component (GO): nuclear pore
Molecular function (GO): RNA binding; RNA methyltransferase activity; ubiquitin binding
Source: RefSeq, a predicted model, not a curated record